AUGCCGCGCUCCGCAGCGCAGCCGGCACAGCCGGCAAACAUUGAGGCGAUGGACCUUCACAACGCAGCCAGAAAUUGUCUCCCUGCAGAUGCGUUAGGUUCUACAGUGGCUGAAACUACAGAAGCAGAUCUCCAAGCUGGCAGUGAACCGUGCUCUUCAGUCUCUCCGCAGGAGUCGAACGGUGGCGCUGAUGACAACACACAAGCAGAAAGGACGGCUGUAGAGAAGAUUCAUCUCCUCCCUGUCUCUCGGGAGGCUCCAAAGGACUGGGUCUUCGCCACCCUCACACGGCUUAUGAAGGAAGGGAAGGCUGUUCGUCAGUAUCUGUACCUAAAAGUCAAGCGCCCGGCCAGGGAGUCGAAUAGCUCAAAGACCAGGACAAGGGCUCAGGAGCAGAGGCAGCAACAGCAAGAGAUGCAACAGCAACGGCAGGAAGAAAAGUCGGGACAGGAACAGGAACGUCAGCAACAGCAUCAAGGUGGCGAACCGGGCAACAGGUCAGAAGAAUCUAACGAUGACUACACGUACAUCGUUGUUGCGUGUCUGCCGCAUUCAGGAGUUAUAACGUCGUCCACCCUCGUCUUCACGUCAGGAAGUCCUCUCCAGCCUCUGCGCCGAGUGCAGCUAUUGGCCCUUAUCCACCCAAACAGCGCUUAUGCACGCCGGGCAGGCGUUGCCUCUUACUCAGAGGCACUACAGAGAGGGGUUGUGGGCGAAUAUAGCACCAGCAGCAACAGCAACAGUGGCAUCCGCGACGACCAGCGAAAUCAGGGGCCCUAUCGCCCCACAGUAACCUCGGAAAGCAACAACAGCAACAACAGUAGAACCCUCACAGAAAGCACUGCAGAAGCCCCAGCUUCAGGUGCUGAAGCAGAGCACCGUCAUCGGCAGCUAGGCUCUCCUUUCGACUGGGGCUCUCCAGAUGGUAUUGGAGAGAGGCGACGAAGACGGCAAGUGCCGCAGAGAGAGUACAACCGAGCGGAAGAAGUCAUUGCUGCAGUACUCAAUGAUUCCGACCACGGAUCGGAGUCGGGUGAAGGGGAGUCGGGUGACGAGCAAGACAUGGGUGGAGGCAUACCUUUCCGUCUCUGUGAUGCUCCUGGGCCUGAAGAAUACCUCACAGCGUCUGUUUCGAGCGAUCAAAGGAGACAGCAGGAUAAGCAGCAGCAAGGUCAGGAACAGGAGCAGCCUUUGUUCCGGCAGCAACGGACUUUGCAGCUGAACUUUAACUUCUCGCCUUCCUCCGGCGGCGACCGAUGUACUGGAGGCGGAGGGAGUGAGUUCCCAAGGUCUGGAUCCCGUGAAAAUGGGGCGUUCAACUUAAGUGAAGAAGUAUUGUUUCAUGAUUUCGUUGCCCCCUACUUUCUGGCACGGAGUGGGGGAGCGUCUUGCCUCCCCUCACCUGCCACGUCAACAUAUGGUGACAGCUGUCGCGACACCGCAGUGGUUGUGUUUCCCGGUAAAAAGCUUGUCAUCAAAGAUUUAACGUUUGUUGUUUGGGCUACAGAUCCGGGCAACGGACCAGGCUUCGUCUGGAAGGACACGGCUAUCUACAUAUCCGUGGAUCCUUGGGGCGAGUAUAGGCGAGUUCACAUAUUGCCUUUUGCGGACACAUUGCCGACGACAUAUUCUUUCCGUCUUUUCGAGGAUUAUUUGCAACCCUUUCUAAAGGAGCAGCCCUGGCGAUUGAUAAGAAAGGGGGACAUAUUCACCUUCAGGGGAGUUGAAUUUAAGGUUAUUGCCACGGAACCCUCCACUGUACCUGUCGCUCGUGUAGGACCAGAGACAGUUGUACACUUUGAGGGGUCUCUUAAUCCUUCCCUGAUCGACAUUUUGCCUCCGGAGAUCCUCUCCCGCGUCCGCCGCCUCCCGGCGCGGGUGCAACCCUUUGCCAUUGUGGCAGCAGCGCAGUCAUUGGAUCCGCAGCUUCUUCUGAGGGUACUCCCUUCUGGAGGUAUGAGGGGAGGUUCUCGGGGGAUCGAUGAGGGCUUAGAGGCGGCUGUGAAGCGGCAGCUGGUGGGGCCUUUUUGCUUUGCCGAAUACCAACGGGUGUAUGGUCACCUAUGCACGCGACCGCAACAGGAGGAAGUGCACAAGGGAACAGAACGGGAGACAAGAGGCGCUGCUGCGGUGGUAACACCGGGGAAGGCACUGCAGGCUCAAUCUUUAUCAACAUCCGCGGCUUCGUCAGCAGCCCCAACUGGCGGGGGCGAGCCGGAGGCGCCCAGCUGCACCGUUUGUACGCUGCAGCUGCAAGAUGGCACAGAAGGGCUGGAAGCCUUUAUACGGAUACGUCCAGCCUCAAAGUAUACGGGUAUGUCGAGCUUCAACAUGGCCGAGGAGGUCGUUUGUGUUGACAGAAUAUCUGGUGGCCGUGGGGAGCUGUAG
Molecule: messenger RNA, 2388 nt
Organism: Eimeria maxima
Lineage: Eukaryota; Apicomplexa; Conoidasida; Eucoccidiorida; Eimeriidae
Exons: 6
Coding region: 1-2388 (795 amino acids)
Source: RefSeq, a predicted model, not a curated record